AUGGGAUCGCCUUUAUCCACAGUCAUUGCCAGCACCUUCCUCGAAGAGUUUGAACAACUAGCGCUUCUUUCAGCUACCAAACAACUAAAACUCUGGCUCCGAUACAUCGAUGAUAUUUUCAUCAUUUGGCAACACAUCUAUCGCAAACCAACACACACCGACAGAUAUCUAAACAAACGCUCGUUUCGCCAUCCGUCCACCAAGAAGGGAGUUUGUAACACACUCGUCAGAAGAGCACAUUGCAUCAGCGACCACAACUCCAUCCGGAAAGAAGUGCAACAUGUUAAGGCAGCCCUUAAGCUUAAUGGUUAUCACACGAGAGACAUUGCUACACCCAGACCCAACCCAAACCCCAAUAGGCUAGAUAAUAUAGAAUCGAGAAAGUCUGUGUGUUUACCAUAUUUGGGACAGCUUUCACACCGCAUUCAACGCAUUAUAUUACAAGCCGAUGUCAAAGUGUUUCAUAGCGCAUCCAACAAACUAUCCCGAACUCUACAAACACACAAGGACAAACCACCAGCACAUAGACAACAGGAGUUUAUCGGAUCCCGUGCGAAUGUGGGAAGGUUUACAUUGGUGGAACAGGACGAGAUCUCCGCACUAGGCUCAAGGAACACCAAGGCCAUGUCUGGAGUAGGGAACAAGAAAAAUCUUCUAUAG
Messenger RNA from Anneissia japonica, 660 nucleotides. RefSeq lists its product as uncharacterized. The record is from RefSeq and is a predicted model, not a curated record. NCBI's taxonomy places the organism in Eukaryota, Metazoa, Echinodermata, Crinoidea, Comatulida, Comatulidae. Bases 1 to 660 code for a protein of 219 amino acids. The transcript has 2 exons.